UCCUAUUCUCCGCGUCGCUGGGCUCCUUUCUCCUCAACUUCUCCAUGGACAAGAGGCUCAACGAAUGCUCGACAUCCACCGAUGUUGAAACAGUUCAUGGUGUGAAUAAGGUCACGAAUCCGCAAACAGAUAAGAAGAGAGAGUUGGAUAAUUUGGAAAUCAAAGAAAAACGGAAGAAGCAGAGGAAACACGACGAGAAAUCAGAGAAGAAUGAAAUUAAAAAAUUGAGGAAAUCUUACGAGGAGAUGACAGAAACUAUGAAAAAACUGUACGAGCUUAUCGAAUCAAGGGCCGGUCUGCGGAUUUCGUUCGAGCAGAAAGAAGCCCCAAAGAAAAAGAAAAAGCUGGAACGGAUAUACAUUAACGAGUGCAAUUUCGGAAAUAAAGAUCAUCUUGGAUUAAACGAGGAGACCCUUUUCGUUACAGGGUUUGAUACUUGCCUUCCUAGGCUCAUAAUCAAGAGCGCAUUGUUGAAACAUUUCGGUUCAUGUGGAAAGGUCACUAAUGUUUAUGUUCCCAUCGAGUGUGCUACCGGUGCUUCAUUAGGAUAUGCCUUCAUUAAUCUGAAAAAAAAUCAUACCAAGGGGUUAACACUGAGUGGAAGUUACUUGGGAGGACGGAUGCUCGAUGUUAUGAUGGCCAAAGAUAGACCAGAAUUCUUUGGCUUAGAGGACUUUGAAGGUUGUGAUCGUUGCUGUGGCUAUAAGCCAUGGUUGGUAACAUCCCGCUCCUUGGACAACUCAUUCAGGAACUGGCGGCGUAAGAUUAAGAUAGAAAGGCGGACCUUUGGCAGUCCAUAUAGCAAGAUUGGUCGUUUUACAGCUAGUAUUGCUCGUCUACACAUCUAGUACUAUUGGUCUUUUUCCCGUUGCUGCUACCUGUUUCUCGACCGACCAGCUACAUCAAACUAUUUAUAUCUCACUCUUUUGCUAUUUAGUUUCAUAAUUUAUUCUUAAACCGAAUUAUGAAAUGUUUUAAAAAAAAAAAAAAAAAUGAAACCAAUUUUUUCGACUUUAGUAAAU
Messenger RNA from Eutrema salsugineum, 1022 nucleotides. RefSeq lists its product as uncharacterized. The record is from RefSeq and is a predicted model, not a curated record. The transcript is spliced from 7 exons. Lineage: Eukaryota; Viridiplantae; Streptophyta; Magnoliopsida; Brassicales; Brassicaceae. Gene Ontology annotation, molecular function: RNA binding. The coding region runs from base 45 to 848 and encodes 267 amino acids.